This is a messenger RNA of Leptinotarsa decemlineata (Colorado potato beetle), 1211 nucleotides long. RefSeq names its product beta-hexosaminidase subunit beta. Gene Ontology annotation, biological process: ganglioside catabolic process; glycosaminoglycan metabolic process; carbohydrate metabolic process. The record is from RefSeq and is a predicted model, not a curated record. Lineage: Eukaryota; Metazoa; Arthropoda; Insecta; Coleoptera; Chrysomelidae. Gene Ontology annotation, molecular function: beta-N-acetylhexosaminidase activity. Gene Ontology annotation, cellular component: membrane; lysosome.
UUGAAAUUGAAGCUCAGAAUCAACACAACUUCCAUCGUCGAUUAUCCCAGAUUCACCCAUCGAGGUUUGCUGUUGGACACUUCCAGGCACUUCAUUCCCGUGAGAAAAAUCCUCAUCACUCUAGAUGCGAUGGCUUACAACAAGUUCAACGUUUUCCAUUGGCACAUUGUGGACGAUCAAAGUUUCCCGUACGUCAGCGUCAAAUAUCCGGAGCUCAGUGACAAAGGAGCGUAUUAUCGCAAGCAAAUAUACUCCGUAGAUGAAGUUCAGCAAAUAAUACAGUACGCGAGGUUGAGAGGAAUCAGAGUAAUGCCAGAAUUUGAUACUCCAGGACAUACAAGAUCUUGGGGAGUGGCUCACCCUGAAAUACUAACAGCCUGUGAAGGUAACUUCACCGGUAAAUUGGGACCAAUUGAUCCUUCGAAAGAAAUCGUCUACGAUUUCCUUGAAGGACUAUUCGAAGAAAUUCACGAAACUUUCCCGGAAGAAUAUGUGCAUCUAGGAGGCGAUGAAGUGGGUUUCGAAUGUUGGAAAAGCAACUCGAAUAUAACAAAGUUCAUGACAAAAAACAACAUUUCCGAUUACUUUUCUUUGGAGAGCUAUUACGUCCAGAAGGUUAUCAACAUGGUGGAGAAACUUGGAUCGAAAUCCGUAGUGUGGGAGGAAGUUUUCUCCAACGGAGUCAAAUUACCAUCAGAUACGAUUGUGCACGUAUGGUUGAAUUCUUCGACUGUGUCAGAGGUAAUUUCUUCAGGAAAACCAGCCCUUCUGUCUGCUUGUUGGUACCUCGAUGAUCUAGACAUGGGUGGCGAUUGGCAAAAAUACUACUCCUGCGAACCGAACAAUUUUGCAAGAAACGGGACUCAGAGAAAACUUCUUCUAGGUGGAGAAGCUUGUAUGUGGGCAGAGGCAGUGAAUGAACACAACGUCAUCUCCAGAGUGUGGCCCAGGGCAUCAGCAACAGCAGAGAAGCUCUGGUCCAACGAAAACAUUACCACCAUGGACGAAGCGACAUUGAGAUUGGAGGAGCACGCUUGCAGAAUGAACCGGAGAGGAAUCGAAGCACAGCCGCCCAAUGGACCUGGAUUCUGUCUUGGAAGAGGAGAAUUUUAACAAAAUGAUAAUGUAUAAUGAAACUUUUUCAAUUUGAACUAGUUUAUUUACAAAUAAAUGAAUCAACAGCUCUAUGGAGCUGUUAGCACCUCACGAUA